CCCGCCCCGAGGGAGAGCCGCGGCGCGGCGGGAGGAGGUGGAGGAGGCGGAGGAGGGAGCCCGCGAGGGAGGGUCCACCCGGCCCCCCGCCGCCCGAGCCGCCGGAGCCGCCUCAGCGGCCUCAGGAACGAGUCGCUAGGGGAACAUGGCGCCGGGCCCGCCGUCGCUGCGGCCGGGAUCGAGGAGGCCGGGGCCGCGCUGAGGGCGCCCCCAAGGCUGGCCGACAUGUUGGCUAUUUGGCGAUGAGGAGUAGGAAGAACUGACACCAUACUGGUUUAGAACACUAUGGGACCUGACAUUUGCCCUGCUUGGGCAGCCAGUGUCCACUGGCACUGCUAAGACGCCCUCACUCUACUGCAAAACACUAAUCUGAUCUUGGAAGUGGCUGGUUGUGGCAGGAUGUUUCGAAGAUGAUGAUGGCAAGAAAGCAAGAUGUCCGAAUCCCCACCUACAACAUCAGUGUGGUGGGAUUGUCCGGCACUGAGAAGGAGAAAGGCCAGUGCGGUAUUGGGAAGUCUUGUCUAUGUAACCGCUUUGUGCGCCCGAGUGCUGAUGAGUUUCACCUGGACCACACUUCUGUCCUCAGCACCAGUGACUUUGGUGGGCGGGUGGUCAAUAAUGACCACUUUCUGUACUGGGGAGAAGUUAGCCGCUCCCUGGAGGACUGUGUGGAGUGUAAGAUGCACAUUGUGGAGCAGACUGAGUUUAUUGAUGAUCAGACUUUCCAGCCUCAUCGAAGCACGGCACUGCAGCCCUACAUCAAGAGAGCCGCAGCCACCAAACUUGCUUCAGCUGAAAAACUCAUGUAUUUUUGCACUGACCAGCUGGGGCUGGAGCAAGACUUUGAGCAGAAACAGAUGCCAGAUGGGAAGCUGCUGGUUGACGGUUUCCUUCUGGGCAUCGAUGUUAGCAGGGGCAUGAACAGGAACUUCGAUGACCAGCUCAAGUUUGUCUCCAAUCUCUACAAUCAGCUUGCAAAAACAAAAAAGCCCAUAGUGGUCGUCCUGACUAAGUGUGAUGAGGGCGUUGAGCGGUACAUUAGAGAUGCACAUACUUUUGCCUUAAGCAAAAAGAACCUCCAGGUUGUAGAGACCUCUGCAAGGUCCAAUGUGAAUGUGGACUUGGCUUUCAGCACCUUAGUGCAGCUCAUUGACAAGAGUCGAGGGAAGACGAAAAUCAUCCCUUACUUUGAAGCUCUCAAGCAGCAGAGUCAGCAGAUAGCUACAGCAAAGGACAAGUAUGAGUGGUUGGUGAGCCGCAUUGUGAAAAACCACAAUGAGAACUGGCUAAGUGUCAGCCGAAAGAUGCAGGCCUCCCCAGAGUACCAGGACUAUGUCUACCUGGAAGGGACACAGAAGGCCAAGAAGCUCUUCCUGCAGCACAUUCACCGCCUCAAGCAUGAGCAUAUUGAGCGUCGGAGAAAGCUCUACCUGGCAGCGCUGCCGUUGGCUUUUGAAGCCCUCAUACCUAAUCUAGAUGAAGUGGACCACCUGAGCUGCAUUAAAGCAAAAAAGCUGUUAGAGACCAAGCCAGAGUUCUUGAAGUGGUUUGUUGUACUUGAAGAAACACCAUGGGAUGCCACCAGUCACAUUGACAACAUGGAGAAUGAGCGGAUUCCCUUUGACUUGAUGGACACAGUCCCUGCUGAGCAGUUGUAUGAGACCCACUUGGAGAAACUGAGGAACGAGAGGAAGAGAGCUGAGAUGCGUAGGGCUUUCAAAGAAAACCUGGAGACCUCUCCUUUCAUAACUCCUGGGAAACCUUGGGAAGAAGCUCGUAGUUUUAUUAUGAAUGAAGACUUCUACCAGUGGCUGGAAGAAUCUGUGUACAUGGAAAUCUACGGCAAGCAUCAAAAGCAGAUCAUAGACCGGGCAAAGGAAGAGUUCCAAGAGUUGCUUUUGGAGUAUUCAGAAUUGUUUUAUGAGCUGGAGCUGGAUGCUAAACCCAGCAAGGAGAAGAUGGGUGUCAUCCAGGAUGUUCUGGGUGAAGAGCAGCGAUUUAAGGCGUUGCAGAAGCUUCAAGCUGAGCGCGAUGCUCUCAUUCUGAAGCACAUUCAUUUUGUGUACCACCCCACGAAGGAGACGUGCCCAAGCUGUCCAGCUUGUGUAGACGCUAAGAUUGAACACUUGAUCAGUUCUCGCUUUAUUCGACCAUCUGAUAGGAAUCAGAAGAACUCUCUAUCUGACCCCAAUAUUGAUAGGAUCAAUUUGGUUAUCUUAGGCAAAGAUGGCCUUGCCCGAGAGUUGGCCAAUGAAAUUCGAGCUCUUUGUACAAAUGAUGACAAGUAUGUAAUAGAUGGUAAAAUGUAUGAGCUUUCUCUGAGGCCAAUAGAGGGGAAUGUCCGGCUUCCUGUGAACUCUUUCCAGACACCAACCUUCCAACCCCAUGGCUGCCUCUGCCUUUACAAUUCAAAGGAGUCACUAUCCUAUGUGGUGGAGAGUAUAGAGAAGAGCAGAGAGUCUACACUGGGCAGGCGGGAUAAUCACUUAGUCCACCUCCCCUUGACCUUAAUUUUAGUUAAUAAGAGAGGGGACACAAGUGGAGAGACUCUGCACAGCUUAAUACAGCAAGGUCAGCAGAUUGCCAGCAAACUUCAGUGUGUCUUUCUUGAUCCUGCUUCUGCUGGCAUUGGUUAUGGACGCAAUAUUAACGAGAAGCAGAUCAGUCAAGUUCUGAAGGGACUCCUGGACUCUAAGCGCAACUUAAACCUGGUUAGCUCCACUGCUAGUAUCAAAGAUUUGGCUGAUGUGGACCUUCGAAUUGUCAUGUGUCUGAUGUGUGGUGAUCCCUUUAGUGCAGAUGACAUUCUCUCUCCUGUCCUACAGUCUCAAACUUGUAAAUCUUCCCACUGUGGGAGCAGCAACUCUGUUUUACUUGAACUUCCAAUUGGACUACACAAGAAGCGCAUUGAGCUGUCUGUUCUUUCAUACCAUUCCUCAUUUAGCAUCCGAAAGAGCCGGUUGGUUCAUGGGUACAUUGUUUUUUAUUCAGCCAAACGUAAGGCCUCUUUGGCAAUGUUACGUGCCUUUCUUUGUGAAGUGCAGGAUAUUAUCCCCAUCCAGCUUGUUGCACUCACUGAUGGCGCUAUAGAUGUCUUGGACAAUGACUUAAGUCGAGAGCAGCUAACAGAGGGAGAGGAAAUUGCACAAGAAAUUGAUGGGAGAUUCACAAGCAUCCCUUGUAGCCAGCCCCAGCAUAAACUUGAGCUCUUUCACCCCUUUUUUAAAGAUGUGGUGGAGAAAAAGAACAUAAUUGAGGCCACGCACAUGUAUGAUAAUGUGGCUGAGGCCUGCAGCACCACUGAGGAGGUGUUCAACUCCCCCAGAGCUGGGUCACCCCUCUGCAACUCAAACUUACAGGAUUCAGAAGAAGAUGUGGAGCCUCCAUCGUACCACCUGUUUCGGGAAGAUGCGACAUUGCCGUCCCUGUCCACAGAUCAUUCCAAGUUCUCUCUGGAGCUGGAGGGAAAUGACGGCCUGUCUUUCAUAAUGAGCAAUUUUGAGAGUAAACUCAACAACAAAGUACCUCCACCAGUCAAACCAAAGCCUCCUGUGCAUUUUGAUAUCACAAAAGACCUUUCCUACUUAGACCAAGGCCAUCGGGAGGGACAGAGGAAGUCUAUGUCUUCUAGCCCCUGGAUGCCUCACGAUGGGUUUGAUCCUUCUGACUACGCAGAGCCCAUGGAUGCUGUGGUCAAGCCAAGGAAUGAGGAAGAAAACAUAUACUCAGUGCCCCACGACAGCACCCAGGGCAAGAUCAUUACCAUUCGGAACAUCAACAAAGCCCAGUCCAAUGGCAGUGGUAAUGGUUCUGACAGUGAGAUGGACACAAGUUCUCUAGAGCGAGGCCGCAAGAUAUCUGCAGUGAGUAAGCCUGUUCUGUACAGGACGAGAUGCACUCGCCUGGGGCGGUUUGCUAGUUAUCGCACCAGCUUCAGUGUCGGGAGUGAUGAUGAGCUGGGACCCAUCCGAAAGAAAGAGGAAGACCAGGCAUCCCAGGGUUAUAAAGGGGACAAUGCUGUCAUUCCAUAUGAAACAGAUGAGGACCCCAGGAGGAGAAAUAUCCUUCGAAGUCUAAGGAGGAACACCAAGAAACCAAAGCCCAAACCACGGCCGUCCAUCACAAAGGCAACCUGGGAAAGUAACUAUUUUGGAGUGCCCUUAACAACAGUGGUGACUCCAGAGAAGCCGAUACCCAUUUUCAUUGAAAGAUGCAUUGAGUACAUUGAAGCCACAGGACUAAGCACUGAAGGCAUCUACCGGGUCAGCGGAAACAAGUCAGAAAUGGAAAGUUUACAGAGACAGUUUGAUCAAGACCACAAUCUGGACUUGGCCGAGAAAGACUUCACUGUGAACACCGUGGCAGGGGCCAUGAAGAGUUUUUUCUCAGAGCUACCAGACCCCCUGGUACCAUACAGCAUGCAGAUUGACUUGGUAGAAGCUCACAAAAUCAACGACAGGGAACAGAAGUUGCAUGCUCUGAAGGAAGUGCUGAAGAAAUUCCCAAAGGAAAACCAUGAAGUCUUCAAAUAUGUCAUCUCCCACCUGAACAAAGUCAGCCACAACAACAAGGUGAAUCUCAUGACCAGUGAGAACCUGUCCAUCUGCUUCUGGCCCACGCUGAUGCGGCCUGACUUCAGCAGCAUGGACGCGCUCACAGCCACGCGCUCCUACCAGACCAUCAUCGAGCUCUUCAUCCAGCAGUGCCCCUUCUUCUUCUACAACCGGCCCAUCAGCGAGCCUCCAGGGGCUGCGCCCGGCUCCCCUUCAGCCAUGGCUCCCACCGUCCCCUUCCUCACCUCUACACCUGCCAGCAGUCAGCCAUCACCUCCCCAGUCCCCUCCUCCAACCCCUCAGUCCCCAAUGCAGCCAUUGCUCCCUUCUCAGCUCCAAGCCGAGCACACGCUGUGAGCCGCCACAGCCCAGGAAGCGGGAACAUCAGUCGUCUUCUUGACGGGGUAGGAUCUGGCCUUGAACAAAAUCAGGUUCCCUGGGGUGGAAGUCACAGCCAAGCGCCUUUCUAAGACUUGAGUGGUGUCGUCCACGGCUGGGCAGUUGAGCAGCCUGCCCUGCCCUGCCCUGGCUAUGGCUGUGGCAGCAGUAAGGCCUCCCCUUGGUCUGGGUCGAUCUGCAGACUGAACUGACCAGCGAGCGGCCCCAGGGCCCUGACUGCUCCUUGGCCCCUUGCCCAGCCUGUCUGCCUGCACCAGCUCCAGGCCCCACCAUCAGGACGUCACCCCAGCCUCUGCCAGGGGCAGAGGUAACCCCAGCAGGGCUGGCCCCUCUAAAGAGGACGUUUCCUAGUUUGUCCUCUCUCGUUGUCCAUACCCACACACACCUGCAGCAGGGGUCUGGGGACCGUGUGGGCUUUGGCUCUGCUACCCCAUAGACACACUGGGGCGCCAGCAUGGCCCAGCAGCACAGCAAGAGGAGAGCUUUGUGCCUAGACCCAGUGUGUGGCUUUCCUCCAGCCCCUCCCCAGGCUUCUGAUCCAUUCCCUGCAGCAAAGGAACACUGGAAGAAAGAUGGAACUCCUCCACAGAGACAGAAAGACAGAAAUCACGGGAAGAAAACAGACCUCAAGUUUCCACUCCCACAUGCCAGGUGGCCACUGGGUAAAAAAAGUCCCUUUGUGUAUGUAUGACAGCAAGGCAAGGACACCUGGGCAGUAACUACACCCACCGCCCCUCUCCCCACCCCACUGUUGACCAACACACUACAUAUACUACUAGAGAAACACUACAGGGGUGUGCACACGGCACCCAGGCUAGCGUGCUUGCUGUUGAAGUGGGGUCAUUUCAUUUCAUGCAACAGAGGUGUCUGGGAUCUGAGCAGGUAUGACACCUUCCAGAAAUGAUCAUAUGACUGUGGGAUGGAGGGAACCUGUUCUCAAGCAAAGGCGCCAUGCCUGGCUUGUCACCACACAGCCCCAGCCCUCACCCUUCCCCAGCAGCCUCCCCAUACUCUGCUCCUGAUGUGGCGGCCCUUAUUGGCUCCUGCCUUUGCCACACACAGACACACACACACACACCAGUCGAAGCACUGGACCAUGGAAUUUGACACUAAGGUACCCCGAGCAUAGGAGGGGCAUGGGUUGCACCAUUGCACUUUAGAAAUAACACAUGGGAGUGUUCCCAAGGGCCUCAGGUGGACUGCCACCCUGCCUUUUCCUCUGUAGGACAAGAGGAGGAUGACUGGCCUAUGGCCAGGGUCCUGGCUGUCUCCCUAUCUCUAAUACUUGGCAACAUAAGGUGCUUGCAAACACUAAGACUGUCCCCUGCAAAGUAAUCUACAAGACCAGACCAGACCCAAGGCACACGUGUUAUACGUAAAUGUUUUCCUUCCUGGGGUCUGUGUUGGUUGUUGUGGGCCUGGAGCCAAUAGAAACAUAAUGUGUGUAGUGUCCACUAAGGUCGCAGUCAGUCCCUACCCUGACUUAUGCCCCAAGCCUCAGCUAGAGAAAUGGCUUCCAGUCCAUAGCUUCCGUGUUGAGUCUUUGCAGAGAUGGAAGUGGAGCUGUCCUGCUAUGAACAGAGUUAUGAACCAGGCCACCCAUCUCUGAGGCUGCUAUGGUGCCUGUUAUGUCGGCAGUGGGCGGCAGACGGGCACAUGGCUACUUGGACCUCUCUGUGGACACCAGGCUGGUGGACCUCACCUUUGCUUCGGGCACUCUGGGUGACAUUCCACUCAUGACAAGGCAACCUGGGGAACUACAGAAGUCAGAGCACUCAGGGCUUGCGUGAGUAGCCAGGUCAGCUGCUGCCCUACCCCGAAAGUAGCCCUGGAGGUGAUCGCAGCCUAGCACCGCCCAACAUCCCCACGAUCCCCAGGGCUGGGUCUUGUGUUUCACGUUGGUUGGUAUGCGGUCCUUCUGCACUGUCCCACCAUCUCAUCUCUGCUUUUUAAGGGAUCUGGAAAGGUCUGCAGCUCUGUCUGACCCUACACUCUCCAUUUUCCCCAGCCAAGGCAGGCAGGCAGCAGUAACAAACUUCUUAGAACCUCCACACUGUUUCUACCACUACAUGGGGUAAGAUAAGCACCUUGUAGGCCAGAGGGGUGGGGUGAGCCCUCCUGUAGUCUGCACCCCUGGUGUAGUGGGAAGAAGCCCUGAAGACCUGCAUCCCCUAAGUGAGGACCUGCAGGGUACUUUGUGCUCUGCCCCCAGACCCUCAGACUUAACAGUGGGCCAACUAUCAUCCUCAUCUCCCAAAGUCAUCAACAGGUGGCAGGAAGUGGUCCUCCAUCUCAGUCACCACAGUGCGCAUAGGGAGGGCACAGGAGGGGCUGGGUCAGUCCAGCCCUGCUGCAGCCAGGGACACUGAGAGGCUAAGGCUAGAGGCACUGGUGCCCAGUUGCGAAGCCACCCAAGGAGUGGAGCCAGAACAUAAGUUACUGUUCGCAUUAAAGAAUCAUGUUCCCUGUGUACAUUUUAAGCAAAGGAGAAGUCUCGGAUUGUGUGGGAAUAAAACUUGUUUGAAACUUUGGAA
Messenger RNA from Apodemus sylvaticus (European woodmouse), 7486 nucleotides. RefSeq names its product Rho GTPase activating protein 35 (gene Arhgap35). The record is from RefSeq and is a predicted model, not a curated record. Gene Ontology annotation, biological process: signal transduction. Lineage: Eukaryota; Metazoa; Chordata; Mammalia; Rodentia; Muridae. The transcript has 7 exons. Gene Ontology annotation, molecular function: GTP binding; GTPase activity. Bases 411 to 4910 code for a protein of 1499 amino acids.